AUGUUUGUUUGUAAGUCACGACUAGUUAGUGUCUCAAAGCGACAAUCAGCUGCAGUUUCAUCGCAAUUUGUCAGAAAUGGUUCCAAAGAGAAAUCGCCCCAGAACCAUGCAAUUCAGGGCACUCAACUCUUACGCGAACCUGCUUUAAAUAAAGGACUAGCAUUCACUAUAGAAGAACGUCAGACGUUAAGGAUCCACGGUUUGUUGCCACCUGUAGUUACUAACCAAGACUUACAGCAUGAGCGGGUUCUGCUGAACUUCAAUGCUCUGACGUCGAACCUGAACAAAUAUAUCUACCUGACAGAUUUGCAAAUGCGGAACAAGAAACUAUUUUACAGAGUUCUCAUUGAAAAUAUAGAACAAAUGAUGCCGAUAGUGUACACACCAACGGUAGGAGAAGUGUGUCUCAAAUAUGGCAUGAUUUACCAUCAACCUAGAGGUCUGUACAUAACGAUCAACGACUUAGGACAUGUAUACGAUGUCCUGUGCAAUUGGCCUGAGCAAAAUAUAGAAGCAAUAGUUGUAACUGACGGUGAACGAGUUCUGGGUUUGGGUGAUCUAGGAGCAUAUGCGAUGGGCAUUAGUGUAGGGAAGCUAGCCCUUUACACGGCGCUGUCAGGUGUUCAGCCGCAUCAGUCUUUACCAGUUUGUAUUGAUGUAGGGACCAACAACGAUAAACUAUUGAAUGAUAAGUUCUAUACAGGAUUGAGACAUAAAAGAGUUACAGGUGAAAAAUACGACGCCUUAAUGGAAGAGUUUAUGGCGGCCGUGAAAAGAAAGUACGGACAGUUUACUCUCAUUCAGUUCGAGGACUUCGCCAAUCAAAAUGCAUUUAAAUUUCUUCAUAGAUAUAGAAACCAGUACUGCACGUUUAAUGAUGACAUUCAAGGUACUGCUGCUGUUGCAGUAGCAGGGCUUCUAUCUGCCCUACGGGUCACCAAAGUUCCUUUGAGAGAGAACAAGUUUCUGUUUUUGGGAGCGGGGGGAGCUAGCACAGGUAUCGCAAUGUUGCUUCACAGGGCAAUGGUCGACAGUGGCUUGACAAGUCAAGAAGCUUACAAUUCGAUCUUUUUGGUGGACAAAGAUGGACUCUUAGUUAAAUCUAGAACAGACGCGGCAAUUUCUAGCUUCCAAAAGCCGUUCUGCAAAGACUUUCCGCUAAUGCCGGACUACAAAGAGGUGAUUGAUUUGGUUAAACCGACUGCACUGCUUGGAGCUACCGGUUCCCCAGGUCUGAUAUCGCAUGAAAUAAUUGCAAAAAUGUCGGAGUGGAAUGAAAGACCAGUGAUAUUUGCCCUGAGCAACCCGACAUCGUGUGCUGAAUGUACAGCUGAAGAUGUUUAUAGAAUUUCGAAGGGAAAAAUUCUAUUCGCGUCUGGAAGUCCCUUCGACCCUGUGGAGUAUGAAGGUAAGACGUUCUACACGGGUCAAGGAAACAACGCUUUCAUAUUUCCGGCUAUGGCAAUGACGGCGAUGAGUUGUAGAGUGAAACAUAUAACUGAACACAUGUUUUUGAAGUGUGCGCAGUAUCUAGCUGAGAUGGUCAGAGAGGAAGACCUGGAUCGCGGGUUGCUCUACCCGCCCCUGGGCGAUAUCAGAGAAGACAGUAUCAAAUUAGCCGCCAGACUAGCCGAGUACAGUUACAGAACUGGAAUCGCUACUUACUACCCGGAACCGAUGGAUAAAGAUGAGUUUAUAAGAGAGCAUGUGUAUGAUUAUGAGUACAGAGAUUUCAUGCCCAAACUUUACCCGUUCCCUCUUGAUGGUCCGAAUGAGGUGAAGUGAUACAAACUGAUCUGGAAUUAGAAAUCGUUGCCACUGCAUGCUGUGUGGACCUUCAUAUCGCCAAGUUUCAUUUACUUCAGUUCCUUUCAUUUCAGUUCUUUAUCUUCAGUUUUCCAAAUUACAGUGAAAUAUGGUACUAAUUGUUUGGAUUUCAGCUUUGUGGCAAGAAAGAAAAGAAGCUAUAUUUCCAAAUUGGGAUGCGUUUUGAUUUUUUCGCUGGAAUUUUGUUAUGUAUUAGAUUUUGUAUAGAUUAUUUCUAACAGAUGUUUCUCCGAGAGAAUAUUUUAAAUACUUGUGGUGUUCAAAUUGAUAUAAAUAUUAUCUCAUUUGAUGUAAUUCAAUCAAACUGAGGUAUUAUAGCUGACUUUUCAUGAUAUUUACCCUUGCGAUAAUACUAUUUAUCUAAUUUUCUCAAAAACAAAAUUUUGAAAUAUUGUUUCCGAAACUUAGAAAUCACUGAAUGGCACGAUUCUUCGAAAGUGAGGUCUAAAAGCAAUGGGUUUUUUGGUAAAUCUGCAUUUUGCAGUUCAAAGGUGAACGAAGGAGUCAAGUCUUAGAUUCCUUCUGUAUUUUAUGGCUGAUAACUUUCAAAAAGGAGCGUAAUCUGUUAGUUAGUUCAUUAAAGAUAGAUGAAUCGAUAAUAAUUUGUGAUGAUAAUCUUUCAGUAAAUUCUGUUUUGAACACCGCUGCAAGUGCACUGCAGUACAUUGAUUUGCAUUUACGUUGUCCAGAUGUCUUUCUAUCGCUGUAAAUAGUUUUCAAUUUGGUAAUACUUAGUAUUUGGAAAUUGAAUUCAUUAGUUUU
Messenger RNA from Symsagittifera roscoffensis, 2589 nucleotides. RefSeq names its product NADP-dependent malic enzyme-like. NCBI's taxonomy places the organism in Eukaryota, Metazoa, Xenacoelomorpha, Acoela, Convolutidae. The coding region runs from base 1 to 1785 and encodes 594 amino acids. Gene Ontology annotation, molecular function: NAD binding; malate dehydrogenase (decarboxylating) (NADP+) activity. Gene Ontology annotation, cellular component: mitochondrion. Gene Ontology annotation, biological process: malate metabolic process; pyruvate metabolic process. The transcript has a single exon. The record is from RefSeq and is a predicted model, not a curated record.